Molecule: messenger RNA, 775 nt
Organism: Diceros bicornis minor
Lineage: Eukaryota; Metazoa; Chordata; Mammalia; Perissodactyla; Rhinocerotidae
Gene: MED20
Product: mediator complex subunit 20
Exons: 5
Coding region: 102-746 (214 amino acids)
Biological process (GO): regulation of transcription by RNA polymerase II
Cellular component (GO): mediator complex
Molecular function (GO): transcription coactivator activity
Source: RefSeq, a predicted model, not a curated record
CCCUCCAGCGAGCCUGGCGGUAGGGGGCUUCACUUAGCGUGGGCGGCCAGAAAGCGCUGCCUUUCAGCUGUUGGAUCCUGCCACCUUCCUGGCCCGACACCAUGGGAGUGACUUGUGUGUCCCAGAUGCCUGUCGCUGAGGGCAAGAGUGUCCAGCAGACCGUGGAGCUCCUCACCAGGAAAUUGGAGAUGCUUGGGGCAGAGAAGCAAGGAACAUUUUGUGUGGACUGUGAGACCUACCACACGGCUGCCUCUACCCUUGGCAGUCAAGGUCAGGCCGGGAAGCUGAUGUAUGUGAUGCACAACUCAGAGUACCCUUUGAGCUGCUUCGCCCUCUUUGAGAACGGCCCUUGCCUUAUUGCUGACACCAACUUUGAUGUGCUCAUGGUGAAGCUCAAGGGCUUUUUCCAGAGUGCCAAGGCCAGCAAGAUUGAGACCCGGGGCACCCGUUACCAGUACUGUGACUUCCUAGUGAAGGUGGGCACGGUCACAAUGGGACCCAGUGCCCGAGGCAUCUCCGUGGAGGUGGAGUAUGGCCCCUGUGUGAUAGCUAGCGACUGCUGGAGCCUGCUGCUCGAGUUCCUACAGAGUUUUCUGGGCAGUCACACGCCAGGGGCUCCCGCAGUGUUUGGGAACAGACACGAUGCAGUCUACGGUCCAGCAGAUACCAUGGUCCAGUACAUGGAACUCUUCAACAAGAUCCGCAAGCAGCAGCAGGUAAUAGAGAAGAGGAAACCUAACCAAUGACUGUGGAAUAAUAUGGAAGAAGAUGGAAA